CAUGUUCUGAAACUUUUUUGACAUGUCAUUGUUUUCUCUGGUAUUCGCCUCCUCCUCACAUCCACCAUGCAAACCGCCAUUGAAGAAACAGCCUGACGAGGCCACGGUCGUCGGGCAAGAGGAACCACGGGCGACCGCGCCACCGCCAACGACGCCGGGCCGGAGGAAUUGAUGAGAUGGAGAAGGUGGACUGCUAUGUUGUGCCGCAGACCACGGGCACCAGCCGGAACAUCUUCCAGGGCGGCAGCCCGCUGUCGUCGUCGCUGCCCCUCCUCGGCGUGCAGCUCGUCCUCAUCGUCGUCGUCACCCGUGUCCUCUACCUCCUCUGCAGGCCGCUCAAGCAGCCCCGCGUCGUGACCGACAUCAUGGCCGGCAUUAUACUUGGCCCGUCGCUGCUGUGUCGCUACGAGUGGUUCAAGCAGCUGGUGUUCCCGGCGAGGGGGGAGCCGGUGCUGAACACGGUGGCCACGUUCGGCCUCAUGUACGUCAUCUUCCUCAUCGGCGUGCGGAUGGACCCGAUGCAAGCCCUCCGGUCCGGCAAGAAGGGCGUCACGAUCGGCCUCUCCGGCUUCCUCAUCGCGCUGGGCCUGACGGCGUCGGGGUUUUCCGGCGACGCUCUGUCCAAGGAGGAGGAUCAUAUGUCGACGCGGCUCACGUUCCAGUUCGCGCUCGCGGCCACGCUCUCGCUCACGUCCUUCGCGGUGCUCUCGCCGAUCCUCUCUGAGCUCAACCUCCUCAACUCGGACCUCGGCCGCAUCGCCAUGUCGGCGUCCAUGACCACGGACGGCAUCGCGUGGCUCAUCAUGGUGGGAUACGUGCUCGCCGAGGCCUACCUCGUGUCCCCCGCCACGUCGCUCUGGGCCUUCACGUCGGUGGCGGCGCUCGUCGCCUUCAUACUGCUGGUCGUGCGCCCGAUCGCGCUGCUGGUGAUCGAGCGCACGCCGUCGGGCAGCCCGGUGGACGAGGCGUACGUCUUCUUCUUCCUCCUCAUCGUGCUCCUGGUGGGGCUCUACAGCGACAUCAUCGGGACCAACUCGUUCCACGGCGCGCUCAUGCUGGGGCUGGCGAUCCCCGACGGGCCGCCGCUGGGCACGGCGCUCGGCGAGAAGAUCGAGGCCAUGGUGACCGGGCUGAUCCUGCCGCUCUACUACACCAUGACCGGGCUCAGCACCGACAUGUGGGAGAUACACUGGGGGAGGCUGCAGUUGAUCCUGCUCCUUGGGUGGUUCGGGAAGCUCGCCGGCGUCCUGGCGUCGUCGCUGUGCCUUGACAUCCCGCCGCUGGACGCCGUGUCUCUCAGCCUCUUCAUGAACUCCAAGGGCAUCGUCGAGGUCAUCACCUUCAGCUUCUUCGUCACCAAUAAGCUGAUCGACAAGCACAUGUUCAGCGAUCUGGUGUUCUCGUCGGUGAUGAUCACGGCGGUGUCGGUGCCGGUGGCGAGCUGUCUGUACGACCCGGCGCGGCGCUACGCCGUGUACAAGCGGCGCACGGUGCAGCACCUCAAGGCGGACGCCGACCUGCGGAUCCUGGCGUGCAUCCACGACGAGUCCCACGUCCAGGGCACGCUGUCGCUGCUGGAGGCGUCGCACGCCACGCCGCAGACGCCCGUCGCCCUCUGCCUCCUCCAGCUCGUCGAGAUCGCCGGCCGCUCCGCGCCGGUGUUCAUACCCCACAAGCUCCGCCGGAGCGCCUCGUCCAGGAUCGGGCCGACGUCGUCGGCCAGCGCGCAGUCCACCGACUCGGACCGCAUCAUCAACGCCUUCCUCCAGUACGAGCAGCGGCACCCGGAGGGCGCCGUGUCCAUGCAGUCCUUCACCACCAUCUCCCCCUACUCCUCCAUGCACGACGAGGUGUGCCGCCUGGCCGUCGACAAGCGCACGUCGCUCAUCCUCCUCCACUACCACAAGCGGCACAUGCUGGCCGGCGGCAUGCGCGCCGCCAUGGGGCUCCGCGUGGUGAACCGCAAGGUGCUGGAGGUGGCGCCGUGCUCCGUGGGGGUCUUCGUCGACCGCAACGCCGGGAGCGUGCAGGAGGAGCUGGUGGGCGACAUGGAGAAGAUCGUGGAGGUGCUGAGGGGGCUCGACAAGGCCGGCUACGACCUGGUGAUCGUCGGCAUGCGCCACAGGUGGUACCCGGUGAUGUCGGCCAACGGGCUGUCGGACUGGAGCGAGUGCCCGGAGCUGGGCGUCAUCGGCGACCUGCUCGCGUCGUCCGACUUCGACACGCCCUACUCGGUGCUCAUCAUGAAGCAGCAGGACCAGGGCGGGCUCAACGCCGCCGUGCCGGGCGCCCAGGACGUGUGGCACGGCGACGACGGUGCCGCGGCGCCGACGCCGGAGCGGGUAAUGACCACCGCCGUGUCUAGCAGAUACCGGCAGUAGGCCGGCGUGGGGACGAGCAGCGCUGACGUGAUCUUGACCUUUGCAUCUGUAGAUGUUGACCUGUCUAGUUCCUAGCAUCACUCCUAGCAUACCUGAUGAUUCAGAUAGACAUUUUUCAGUUCAUCGCUUCGCCGUUCGUAUAUGUUGUGUACAGUAUUGUACUCCCUCCGGUCCUUUUUACUCUGCACAUUGGA
Triticum dicoccoides is the source of this 2575-nucleotide messenger RNA. Its product is annotated as cation/H(+) antiporter 15-like. The transcript has 4 exons. The record is from RefSeq and is a predicted model, not a curated record. Lineage: Eukaryota; Viridiplantae; Streptophyta; Magnoliopsida; Poales; Poaceae. Gene Ontology annotation, biological process: proton transmembrane transport; regulation of pH. Gene Ontology annotation, cellular component: membrane; endomembrane system. Gene Ontology annotation, molecular function: antiporter activity. Bases 177 to 2381 code for a protein of 734 amino acids.